Colletes gigas is the source of this 7373-nucleotide messenger RNA. RefSeq names its product Kv channel-interacting protein 1. The record is from RefSeq and is a predicted model, not a curated record. The coding region runs from base 685 to 1311 and encodes 208 amino acids. Gene Ontology annotation, molecular function: calcium ion binding. NCBI's taxonomy places the organism in Eukaryota, Metazoa, Arthropoda, Insecta, Hymenoptera, Colletidae. The transcript has 7 exons.
UCGUAGGUGUGCGGUCUGUCUCUCCCACACUUGGUCCCGGCUACGCGCGUCCACAGUCACCUCGCCGACCCAUGACAAAGGAACGCCGUCGCGCGUACUCGCCGCGCCAUGCACAGACACGACGUAACGCGUCUCCAUCGUGAGCUGUGAUACAGCGUGGAUGUUAAAGAUCAUAAUUAAUCGACGACGUGUAAUGGUGUCUGCUUGACUCCCGUGUCCCGAUCCUCCGGCGGAGGAACGUGCCUUUCCAUCGACCACAUCGACGCCGAUUCGAAAACGACCCAGGGUCAUCCACCCUGCGCCCGAGCAGUUUCGCGAACUCGCGUUGUCCUCCGAACGCGAUCUGUGUUUUCCUGCUCCUCUCGGCCCACCACGCCGUCGUCCUCUCCACGGUCUUAUCGAAUUUUCACCGUACGGACCCGAGGCCUGCCGCUUUCCACGGACAAACCCGCUUUGGCAACCGAUCGCCAGCGUCUCUUUUUGGCGGACGAAACAGUGGGAGACGGGAGGACGGCCAAGGGACGGGCGAGAGGACGAAUGAAAAUAGCGAGGAUGAAAGUAACGGGAAGGGAUGAAUUAGCCGUGGUGUGACCGUGAUAGUCAUCGAGAAGGGGGCACCAGGAGCGGGUCAGCGGUCGUCGUUAGGGACUUUGCGCGAGAAGGAACCCCAGGGGCUGACCAGGAAUGGCUACGCCGCCGGACUCGCCCGGACCGGAAGAGGCACUUUUCGAUUUCGAGAGCACGAGAACCAGGCAACAAACCGCCAGGCCGGUGGCUCUCGAAGAACUCCUCCGGCAAACCAAGUUCUCCAGGCAGGAAAUCCGAGUUAUGUACCGAGGUUUCAAGCAGGAGUGUCCGGAGGGUGUAGUGCACGAGGACUCGUUCAAGGACAUCUACGCGAAAUUCUUCCCCCAUGGCAACUCCAGCCUCUACGCCCAUUACGUGUUCAAGGCCUUCGACGUAAACUGCAACGGCGCCAUCAGCUUCAGGGAUCUUUUGGUCACUUUAUCGACACUGCUGCGAGGCAGCAUCUACGAGAAGCUACGAUGGACGUUCAAGCUGUACGAUAUAAACGGCGACGGAUGCAUCACCAGAGGCGAGCUUGGGGAAGUCGUGACGGCGGUGCACGAGCUCAUGGGCAGACGACAUCACGCCGAGGAGGACAGAAAAGUCAGGGAACAGUUGGACAGGGUGUUCAAGAAACUCGACCUAAAUCAAGACGGCGUAAUAACGAUUGAGGAAUUUAUCGAAAGCUGCUUGAAGGAUGACGUGAUCACUCAGUCGCUGGCAAUGUUCGACUGCACGCUUUGAUCUCCGGCGAAGGAAGAGCCCACGGCAGUGACCACGACGCCGCCAACGCCGCUCUCCAUCACGACCACCUUCUCACAGUCCCAGUCGCCUUCGCCACCGCCGCCGUCCUACUCUCUGCUGCCACCGAUUCCACCGCCUUUGCCUUCUCAACCACCUCCAGGUUACACUGUUCAGGAUCAGGAGUUGUACAUGCUUCUAGCGGCGCACUGGUGGAAUCAACCGGAGGCACCGCUCUUUUGCUAAGGGCCGAGACAAACGCGAUUCCUGACGAGCACAAAAGCGUCCAGUUUCUGGAAAAGGAAGAGGGAGCCGAGCAACAAGGAAAUUCGCCGGAAUCUUGUGGGUUCGGUAAUACAAUUAAAUUUGUUCGUCGUGAGCGAACGAGCCGAGGAUGUUUCUUCUUGCGGAAGAGGUAUUUAACGUCACGUAAGUGAACCAAUCCGAGCACGUCCCGAUGCAAGGUACUGCGUGAGAGAGAAUAACGAUUUGUCAAUUGCGAGUUAACGGAUCGGUGUACGGGAUCGUUAAGCGACCGACGUCGGUGAAUUAGGAAUAUUAAAAAGAUAUCUAUCCGAUGUAAUGGUUGGAUUCGAAGAGGACCGCGAAACGAGAGAUUCGAGAUAGACGGCUUUUGAUAUCUUCGAGUUCUCGGGGUUCGUUUCGUCGAACGUUGUGGAGGAUAAUUUGUUAUUCCACGGAACGGAAAUGUUAAACGGACGAUGAGACGUAGCAGAGCAUUCGAUUUUUGUUGACUUCUGUGCCAAAACCCUCUAUAAAAACUAUUCUAUUUCUUUCGUAUGCGAUAGUAGGUUGCGAACGAUGAGGAAUUUCGAAAGAUACGAUUUUAUCCAAGGGAUUGAUCACGAUGAUCGAGACACAAGAUUACGCAGUGUUCCUGAGUUCGUUGGGCGAAAAGAAGCAAUCCAAACUCGCAAAUUGCAAAAUCGUAGUCUCGCGUACUGUGCCUCGGUUCCUUGCAAUCUUCAAAACCGCUGAAUUUGUUUUAAAAACAACAAGGUUACGUUAUCGUCGAUUGUUUUAACAGAAUAUGUAAUCCAGUACGGUUUGAAAAACAAGAAAACAGUCGCUAAAGGCGAGUGCAAUAUUCGAUGGAUAGAACUAUGGUUUUACAAUUUGUGAACCAAUGGCGAGUAGACAUUGUCGAUUUAGAUACAGUUUCUGUUCAAUGGCCAGAAUUCAGAAGUUCAGUCUGAAGGUUCAAUCUAAAUCAGUUUUUAGACAUUUGGUUUGAUUUGCUUUCUAAAGCACCAAAUAAAUUUGAAGAAUUUAAUGUCUGCAGAAUUCAAACUAUACAAAGGGUCGGUAGAAAAUUAAAAUAACAGUUUAUUUCGUAUUUUGAUCACCUCGUUUUCAUCGUACAUCAACAUUUUGGAUAGAUCUUAUACUUCUAGUCGGGGAACCACCGAUUUCAUUUAUUGUUCUAACAUGCUUUCCUUGAACGCCUAACCAAACAUUCUGUAGGUGUCGAAAAGGGAUUUAUUUCCAGACAAUCGUGCGUUUCGCGAAGUACCAUACGAGAAAAAGAAACAGUUCGUUCAUCGAUAUUAAAAUGGCGGUAUACGAGAACGAUGUAGUUCUGCUAAUGAAACGACAGUACGGUAUUACGUUUGUCAAUGAGAAACUCUGUAUUCCGGGUACACCCGUUUUCGAUAACGUUUGUAGAGAUAUCGUAGGGGUAAGCGAAUCGAGAAUCAAUUUUUUUAAGAGUCGAUUGUUAAAAUUCGUAGACACUAAGCGGACACACUGAGUAGAUAAGGUUAAAUCUCGUCGUGUAGAACGCGAGAGAAGUUUCCGUUAUUGCUCACCCAUGGUAAUGAAACACCAAACUGCAAUAAUUAACUCGUAAUAAACGACCGUAAUAAAAGCGAGUAAAUAACGAAAUUGCACACUGCGGUUCACGUUUAAAUUUCGAACGUCGAGUACAGGUAGUUUCUGAGCUUCUAGAGUGACCUUUUGUUUCUCGAGUACCCUUUUGUCGAUCAUAGCGAGCCACGAGGAACGAUUCGUUCGAUAAAGAAAUUCAAUAACAGGCAAAGUAGUAAUUUUUAGUGAAUUUUUAGCAAAUUGGACGUCCUAACCUCUUUUCGACUCAAUUGCGUAUUAUUAAUUCUAUUAUUGUAUUUGUGUACUGUUCUCAUUGCAUUGCAACUAAAAAACUCUCUAGCAAAAACUCUACCAUAACCUGUACGUUGAACUCGACUCCUUAUUCGUUCGAACGCACGUUAGUUUGUACCGUAUUCGAGGUAACGAACGAUUCGGAGCUAUAGUUACCUGGAAAUCGUCAGUCAAUGCUUUUCGUUUCUAUUCCAAUCCUUCGAAAUAGCGAAUGAAACGAAUUAGGGUCGUCAACCUAGGACAAGUUAAUCUAGAAUAAUAAAAAAUUUGUUAACUGUUAUCGUCUCUUUGUAGCACUGUCACUUGUUAAUCGACGAUAUCCCAUGUCACGGUGUUUCUAAUAGGGGAUCGACGAUGCAUAGGUUGCUAGGCACGUUCCUAUAACAACUGUUAGUUGAUAAUGACGUUGAAUUUUGGGUUAUUAGGGGAGAAGGAACAUCAGUGAACAGUUUUCGCCUUAUCGCACCAAACUUUCGCUAAAUCACCAUUUAGGUUAACUGUACAAAUCCUUAAAUUACAAAUCGUACUCUGAAACGAAUCUCUGGAUACGACAGGCGCCUCGGGGCCUUUUUCUUCGAUCGUUUGUCCGGUUUUGGAUUUAAAUCACGUUUUCUAACGACUGAUUAUAACGUUUUGAAUGCGUUCUCGCACUUUUAGGGCAUCUACAUAAGUAUCUCUUCCUCCGUCACAUUGUAUCGCACACGUUACAGCCGGUGAUGGGAAUGAUACCAGAGCAAAUUUUUCAUAACCUAAUUAUCAACCGUUUAAAAACAUACGAUUUCGUUGACUCGUGCAAUUGCACGUAUUCGGUAUCAUUCGCAUCACUGGUUGCAGUCUUACUAUUAAAAGAAAGAUUGAAAGUAUGUUACAAUCAAGAAUCCUUUACCCGUUGUUCCUAAAACGAAUGAAAGCGUAAAUGUAAGUGCGAGCACACUGCGAACGAACGAUUCCUCAAGUCUCUAACUCGUCGCGCCAAUUGAAAUAACCAGAUUUCCGCGAGUUCGGUCAGCGCGACCAGUUUCCCGCCUUAAACGACGCGACUGUCGCGCCAUUUUUGCGCAACUGCUCGGCUAGGGAUUUAGUCGAGUCGGUUGAGGUUGGACGUGCAGCGACCGUCUGGUGAUAAUUUUUGUCCAGUCGCGUUGUUCGGGCGGGAGAACAGUUUCCGGUCGAUCGACGAACCAAGAAUAAAGAAACUGUAACGAAAACGAUCGAGCCUUCAGCAUUCUCUGGUUAUUCGAAGUUUCUCGAAAUCGUACACGGAAGAGUCCCGACAUUUUUUUUUUUCUUUUAUUUGAAAAAAAAAAAAGAAAAAAACCAAAAAAGCGUUCAACUUCCGAGGACAGUGCAUCGCGUAUGCCGUAUUCGAUCUUAAUGUUAAAACGAUUUUUAUAUGUUUUCUAAGAAAAACAAAAAGAGGACCCUAGAUGGAGAAACAACGAAUGUUAUAUUAAAACUUUUUCUACGCAGUAACGAUCGAAACCAGCCGGCAAAACAUUCUUCGUAUCAUGUAAGGCGUGUAACUUUUAACUCUGCCAAGGUCAUCGUUCUUUAGUUCACGUAUAAAUUGCCGGAUCGUCGUAUUAAAUAAACCGCGAAAUUUAAAUACCGUCUACUGCGAAUAAAGAAGCUAAGGCGAAGCGACGACUUUGACAGCGUUAAACGGAAGCUUCCAACAACUUGUUAAAUUUUUUUGUUUCGAUGGAAUGUACGAACGUUUAAUGAAAUUUCCGGUUAAAGAUAGGGAAGAAGGAAUAGGCUGGAUCUGAAGAUCUAAAGAUCGAACAAGAAAACCACUGUACCCGUAAACUGCUCUGAGGUCGUUGUAAUUCCGCUUUCAGUUAAUCGUCGAGGUUUCAAUUAAUGGGAGAAUUAAUUAUCGUGUCUUUGUAUUCAAUUGUUUCACGAAGAUUAAUCUAGGAAUCAGAAAUUUAUGGCAAGUAGUUUACGUACAAUGUUGCUCGUAUAAUUAUUCGAACGACGUUAUGGUGUUGGAUUCCAAUAGAAUAAAUAACACUUUAUUAUAUAAAUCGUGACUAGGAUGUUUGGAUGAGUAAUAUUUGCAACAAUGGAAAUAUCUUACAACUCUUAUUAGUUAACGUUUGAAAAGUUAUACCUUAAGUAAAAGAAAGCAAGAAAAAAGAUUUUCGGAUAACAAGAUCUUUACGAAUCGUUUAUUUUACAAAUUCGUCGUUCGAAUAAUUGUAAACGGUAACAAAAAAUUUCUUGUUAGUUACGUCGAUGCUUCGACCAGCCCUUUCGUUUGACUUAGAAUAUUCCAGUCGAAUGUAACCUUACAUUUUCGUAGGCGUACCAUUCGACACAGCUUGUUCCUCGGUAAUCUGUAAUUUAGAUACAUAUCGUAUGUGCUUGUUGGUUGUUCGAAGUCGGAGGAACCAUUAAAUUCGGGGUUUCUAAGUUUAAGAUCUCCGUAUCCCUUGCGUUUAGGAAUCAAACACGCUGCGGAAUUCGGAGGAGCGUGUAGGUUAUGAUCUGUAACGCAGAGCAGAAUGUAUUGGUCGUUCGAGGCCACUGGGCUAACCUCUACCGCACUAUUUAAGUACCCCAUCCCUAUCCACUGUGUUCGAAAGGCAGCAUCUUUCUUGUUCCCUAUACUUUCUCUCAAACAGAGACGAACUAACUUCGAAGUGACUGUAAACGGCCAAUAUCAUCUGCUGCGAAUACAGCAAUUAUCGAUUUAGUCUAAAAACGCGAGCGAUCGUAGCUAUAAAUCGAAGAGAACCUAGUCAAUUGAUGAUCGUUAGUUGGUAACAUAGAUCGUAAUUAACUCAUUGGACUUUAGAACUAACUCGUUGAACUCCCAUGAACCAAACGGUUUUUAAAUCGUGUUAAACAUUUUAUUCGAAGCUUAUGGGAAUCUUUCAUUUUCUUUUUUUUUUAUAUUCCAUUUCCAUGUAAAACGUACGAAAUUGCGGGGAGACUUUAACGUAAAAUUUAACUAAUAUUUUAACGAAACGACUGGAGACUCUUAGUAUAAGUUAAAUUGUGAUCGAAAGAUAGAGUUAUUUGUUAUUAUCGUUAAGUGAAUUGAUAAAGAAUCGGCUCAAUUCGGCACGUUUCGUUGCGUUCAGUUGUUAUUGUAAUCAAUUUACGAGGGAAUCUCGCCGACAAGCGCAAUACACGCAUUAAGAUAUCAAAAAUGCUAGACGAUAAAGGUAAACCUAGCGUAAUGAUCAUCGGACGAGAGGCACGAAUAACGAAUCAAAAUUUGUUACGAUAGUUAAGUAGCGAUUACGGAGUAUCGGUUAGUUAGUAGCGGGUACGAUACCAAUUGUUAAGCUUAAAGGCACUUUUUUAUGACGAAACCUAAAUAAUUAGACAGUAAACGAUUCGCGGUCGAUUAGUAUUAAUGUAUUAUCUCGUAUAUCCGGUGUGCCCGUGAUAAUAUUCGAACGAUCGUCGUCGGAAUAAUACAGCGAACAGAACACGUAUGUAUCUGUUUGCUCACUCUCUGUUCUUCGAUAAGUUCAAUUCGACUCUGAUCCGUUUUUUCUCCAUCGAUUGCAAACGUUCGAAUGUUCUCGGGGCCCCGUUGUCUUUAGAUGCUCCGCAGAGUACGUUAAUUAAUUCUCGUACUGCCGAUUUUCCGUAAGACCGAACGUUGUUGGUUAAAAAGGGACGUUCGGCGCUCGAACGUGUCGCGGGAUAAAAAUAACAACUUUGCGAACAUGGAACAAGCACUGUUCGUAGACCAUCGUAUCGUCCUUCACCCGGACCUUUCUCCAUUACUCGUAGCGUUCAUACUCGCGAUCCUUGUUCGUUAGAUCACAGGUUAGGUAUUGGUGAGUACCGAUGAGGCCGACUCGAUUUCGAACAGUAUUCGCCCGGCAAAAAUUGUAUCUUUAGGUCAGAUCCUCGCCACGCGUCGACAACUUGUAUCUCGCAACAGCUGAAUUCUAAGUUCA